AGAUACAUACGCAACAAAUAGUCAGUAAAUGCUUGCAGUCAGCUUUCAUCAAUGGUCACAAGUGCAUUGUUAGUCAUUUGUCCGUUGAAUUCAUAGGAAAGAAUUAUUUUCGCGUAGUGAAGAAACUCUUUCGUCCACCAGACACAGAAUUUUGUUUGUUGCAAUUGACGUUAUCGAUAAUUCAUCAAAUUUCAGUAUUUUUUCUCAUUCGACACUUGUUUACUCUGAUUUGCAAGCAAAGUAGAGUGACGUUUGAAUCGUAUUCAGAAUCUCGAUGGGAGACCCGGAUAUUUCUGGCAAAAUGGUUGAACACAACAUGAAGAAUUUCACUAUGGAAAAUGGCGUUUACAAAGGACCAAUAAAUCAUAAUUUGGGCAAAUAUAAGAGUGUCGGAGAAAUGCUAUGGACCAGCAUUACAAAUAAUAGAGAGAAAAUCGCACAUUUGGAUGCACGCACUGACGAAACGGUCACAUACGCGGAGCUGCAAGACAAGAUUGUGCGAUGCGCUUUGUGGCUGCAGAAACAAGGAAUCACAUCUGACGAUGUUAUCUCUAUAUGCACGGAUAAUCAUUUUAACUCCAUUGUGCCGUGUCUUUCGACAGCUUAUAUUAACGCAAUCUUCAAUGUCUGGAACGACAACAUGAGUUUGUCAACUGCACUGUACUUUUUGCAACUAAUAACGCCGAAGGUGAUCUUCUGCAACGAGAAAUCCGUGAGUGUGAUCUUAAGUGCAAUAAAAGAGGCGAAUUAUAGUUCAACUACUGUCGUGGUUUUCGGUAAGCAUGUCGGUGCGAUUUCAUUCUCGGAUAUUCUAAAAGAUUUCAACAAUAUGGAAGUAGCAAAUUUUCGUUACGUCGAGCUUGACGACAUCAAAAAGACGGCGUGCAUCUUGCACUCGUCGGGUACUACGGGGAUGCCAAAGGGCGUCGAACUGUCCCACUAUGCCAUACUGAGCCUCAGCCAGGAAGAAAAAUUAAACAUGACUGACGUGCCAUCACUUUGGUUUUCUACUCUUUUCUGGCUGACUGGAAUAAUGAUGAAUUUUAGUACGAUCUUGCGAGGCAGCAAAGUGAUUCUCUAUCCAGAAUUUAACGAGGAGAUGACCUGUCGACUGAUAGAGAAAUAUAAAGUAGCAAUUGUUUUCCUUAGUGUGAGCAUGGUAAAUCGGCUUGUCAAAGCAGGUUAUGUAAAGAAAUAUUCUUUAUCAUCUUUGAAGCUUAUAAUGUGCGGUGGUGCAAUUAUUAAAUCAGAAGUGCAUGAAGAACUGAGAAAUAUUUUACCACAUGUUCAUAUAUUGCAUGGUUAUGGACUGACGGAAGCAUGUGGUAUCGUAACGGUACAACUACCGUACCACAAAAGUGGAUCUUGCGGGACAGUAGUAAAGAACGUGCAAAUAAAGAUUGUAGACCCUGAAAGUGGUAAAGUACUUGGUCCGAAUCAAUCGGGAGAAAUAUGGAUAAAAACUGCAAUCAUAAUGACUGGUUAUUAUAAAAAUCCUGAGGCGACAAAAAAUACGAUUGAUGAGGAAGGAUGGUUUCACUCGGGUGAUAUUGGUUAUAUAGAUGAGGACGGGGAAUUGUUCAUUAUCGACAGAAUAAAGGAACUUAUAAAAUACAGAGGAAUUCAGAUCUCUCCCGGAGAAAUCGAGAAUGUUUUAAUAUCGCAUCCAGCAGUACUAGAAGCUGCAGUAGUAAGGAUACCUCAUCCAUUAGAUGAUGAACACCCUCUUGCUUACGUCACCAAGAAGUCUGGCUACGAGGUCACGGAAAAAGAGUUGAUAGACUUUGUAGCGAAGAACAUGAUAGAUCACUACAAACUACGUGCAGGAGUUAUAUUUUUGGAUAGUUUUCCAUAUACAGGUUCAGGGAAAAUUUCGAGAAAAGAUUUAAGAGAAUUGACUAAAAAAUUGAUUAAAAGUGACACUGUUGGAUCGCAUUCAGAAUCCCACAUUUACAAUCUAGACCUGAAUAUUUCUGCCAAAAUGGUUGAAAACAAUUUGAAGGAUUUUACCGUGGAAAAUGGUAUUUACAAGGGGCAAGUGAAGGAUAAUGUGAAUAAUUACAAAAGUCUUGGAGAAUUGAUAUGGGUUAGCCUCAAAAGACAUGGAGACAAAAUCGCAUACUUAGAUGCACGCACUGAUGAAACGAUCACUUACGCGGAGCUGCAUGAUAGAGUUGUGAGAUGCGCCUUGUGGCUGCAAAAACAAGGAAUCAAAUCCGGUGAUAUUAUCAGUAUGUGCACGGGUAAUCAUCUCAACUCUGUCGUACCCUGCCUUUCGACAGCUUAUAUUAAUGCGAUCUUCAAUACAUGGAACGAGAACAUGGACUUACAAACUACUCUCUACUUUUUGCAAAUGAUGACGCCAAAGAUAAUCUUCUGUAGCGAAAAAUCCGUGGAUGUUGUCUUGAGCGCAAUAAAAGAGAAGAAUUAUAAUGCGACGGUGGUAGUUUUCGGCAAGCAUACCGGCGCGAUUUCGUUCUCUGAUAUUUUGAGAAAUUGCAAUGAUACAGAAGUGACAAAUUUCCGUUACAUCGAGCUUGACGACAUCAAAAAGACGGCGUGCAUCUUGCACUCGUCGGGUACUACGGGGAUGCCGAAGGGCGUCGAACUGUCCAACUGCGCUGUAUUAAUUGUCAGCCAACAAAUCACCACGAACACGGCCAACGUACCAUCAAUUUGGUUCUCUACUCUUUUUUGGAUAACUGGACUAUUCAUGAACUUUAGUGGGAUUGUGCAAGGCACCAAAGCAAUCAUCUAUCCGGAAUUUGAAGAGGAGAUGACUUGCCGAUUAAUUGAGAAAUAUAAAAUACAAGUUGCUUUCUUUAGUACGAGCAUAAUCAGUCGAUUACUCAAAUCGGGUUGCGUACAAAAAUAUCCAUUGUCAUCUUUGAAAACCAUACUAGCCGGUGGUACAUCAAUUAUGUCGACCGUGCAGGAAGAAAUGAAACGUAUUUUGCCACAUGUCCAAAUAUUGCAAUGUUACGGAAUGACAGAACUUGGCAACGUCGGAGCCAUGCAACUACCGAAUCACAAAAAGAAUGGAUCUUGUGGAAUAGUAGCUCAGAAUGUACAAAUGAAAAUUGUGGAUCCAGAAAGCGGAAAAAUACUUGAUCCGAAUCAGCCGGGAGAAAUAUGUAUGAAAAUUCCAAGCUUAAUGAAUGGUUAUUACAAAAAUCCCGAGGCGACAAAAAAUACGAUUGAUAAGGAAGGAUGGCUGCAUUCAGGUGAUAUUGGUUAUAUAGAUGAAGACGGAGAAUUAUUUAUUAUAGACAGACUAAAGGAUCUUAUAAAGUACAGAGGAUAUCAAAUCUUUCCCGGAGAGAUCGAGAAUGUCUUGUUGUCACAUCCAGCAGUACUAGAAACUGCAGUAAUAGGAGUACCUCAUGCAAUAGAUGAUGAACAUCCUCUUGCUUUCAUUACCAAGCGGCCUGGCGCAAAGGUGACGGAACAGGAAUUAAUAGAUCUUGUGGCGAAGAACAUGAUGGAUCAUUUUAAACUACGUGCAGGAGUAAUAUUUUUAGACAGUUUUCCAUAUACGGCUACAGGAAAAAUUUCUAAAAAAAAUUUGAAAGAAAUGACAAAGGAUCUUAUAAUAAAACACAAUGAUUAAUUGAUUAAAUUUUUCCACAAUAAUGUAAAAUUUAUAACUUGCGUUAUAUGUACGAAAUGUGCAUUAUAUCAGAAUUAAUAGAUAUUAUAAAUAUAAGGUAUUAUUA
Molecule: messenger RNA, 3716 nt
Organism: Wasmannia auropunctata (little fire ant)
Lineage: Eukaryota; Metazoa; Arthropoda; Insecta; Hymenoptera; Formicidae
Exons: 17
Coding region: 275-3610 (1111 amino acids)
Biological process (GO): long-chain fatty acid metabolic process; fatty-acyl-CoA biosynthetic process
Molecular function (GO): long-chain fatty acid-CoA ligase activity
Source: RefSeq, a predicted model, not a curated record